Messenger RNA from Sinocyclocheilus grahami, 724 nucleotides. Its product is annotated as CKLF-like MARVEL transmembrane domain-containing protein 7. Gene Ontology annotation, cellular component: membrane. The coding region runs from base 87 to 521 and encodes 144 amino acids. NCBI's taxonomy places the organism in Eukaryota, Metazoa, Chordata, Actinopteri, Cypriniformes, Cyprinidae. The record is from RefSeq and is a predicted model, not a curated record. The transcript has 5 exons.
UCAUACUUGACCCGCACGCUUUGUUGAGCACUCUUGUGUGGCGUCGCGUCGUUUGCCGUAUAUUGUUAUACAUCCUCCACUGAACGAUGAUGGGGAUUUUAUUUCUGGAAUACUUACUAUCAAAACAAGGAAUUCUGAAGGUCGCUCAGCUCGUGAUUCUUCUUGUAGCGUUCGCUUGUGUUCGCUCCACGUGGUACACCAGUUUCUACGCUUACGGUUUCUUUGAAGGGGUCACGCUCGGUUACUCCAUCACGGUCGCCGUUUUUCUAUUCCUGACUGUAUUUGGGGUUCCGAAAAGGGCACCAUUUGUAAACUGGACGAUAGCCGAGUUUGUGCUUGAUACACUGGGAUUCAUCUUCAUCUCCACUGGUUCCAUUGUAGCUGCUGUGAAGUCUUAUGACACCCCCAUUCUGGUUGCCGCCUCAGUGUGUGGUCUUCUGGCCUCAUAUCUCUCAGUUGUAAGUGUGGUACUUUCAUUUGUUGCUGCUCGCCGCUCUCAACCUGAGGAUCCACCAAUAUAAAAACAUUGUCUUGAUAUUUAUAGUCUAACUGCCCUCAACACAGGAGAGCAUGGAUGGGGAAUUGAUAAAGGGUACGGUUGUUUUAGUAAAUUUACAUGGAAUAGAAUAUCACUUAUUGGACACAUGGCUUAUUGCAGUCAGAUGGUUUUAAUACUAUAAUUACUAUAUAAUAUUUAAUAUUAUAAUACCCUAUCAAUAAUUCA